Messenger RNA from Arctia plantaginis, 231 nucleotides. Lineage: Eukaryota; Metazoa; Arthropoda; Insecta; Lepidoptera; Erebidae. The record is from the annotation of a GenBank genome assembly.
AUGUUGGAGGUUAUAAAUGGAUUUCUUCUGAUAUAUUUUGUUAUUUUGUGCUCCCUCAACGAUUUAGUGCCACACUUGGUAAAGCCAAUAGCGGCAUGUUUCGUUAGACCAUCUAAUGAAGAGCGCUCAGUAUGGGCUGAAGUAAUAAAACUCAAGGCUGAACAAAAAAGAAUAUCAAUGAAGAUGAAUUUGCUGCGUAUUCAAAACUGCAGCGUAAAAUUAACAAACUAG